AUGUGGGUGGCAAAUCGGUGGGGGAUGCCACAGCGCUGGAUGCGCGAGGCGGUGCGUGCGCUGCACACAUCGUCUGCGCGAGCGCUCUCAUCGCCUGCGUCUGUGUCGCGUCUCGAGAUGCUGCGACAGCGACUGGCGGAGGAGGACGCAGCGUCCUUAGACGAGUUUGCCGGCAUGCCGGCUCCUGCGCCGCGUGUCCGCAUGGGCCGCGUAGGUGACGAGCGUCUACCGUCGUAUACCAAGACGCGCAUUCCGAAGGGUGCGAACUUUUCGCGUAUCAAGCGCGAUCUGCGUGGCUUGGGCCUCGCUACGGUCUGUGAGGAGGCGCGGUGCCCCAACAUUGGCGAGUGCUGGGGUGGUGAAGGCGGGAAGGAGGCCGCUACCGCGACGAUCAUGCUGAUGGGCGAUACAUGCACACGUGCGUGCCGCUUCUGCUCCGUCAAGACGUCGCGACAACCCGCGGCGCUGGACCCGCAUGAGCCAGAGAACACGGCCGAGGCCAUUUCGCGGUGGGGUCUCGGCUACAUUGUGCUUACGUCGGUCGACCGUGACGACCUCGCCGACGGUGGUGCGGCGCACAUUGCGCUUACGAUCCAAAAAAUCAAGCAAAAGGCGCGCACGAUGCUGGUCGAGGCCCUCGUGCCUGACUUUAGCGGCUCGCAGGCCUGUGUGGAGCAAGUCGCGCUCAGUGGCCUGGAUGUGUAUGCCCACAACAUCGAGACGGUCGAGCGCACGACGCCCUUUGUACGUGACCGCCGCGCCAAGUACCGCCAGAGUCUCGCGACACUGCAGCACGCCAAGACCGUGCGCCCCGAUCUCGUGACCAAAACCAGCAUCAUGCUGGGCUGUGGCGAGACGGACGCGGAAGUCGAGCAGACCCUGCGUGAUCUGCGCAGCGCCAACGUCGAUGUCGUGACAUUUGGCCAGUACAUGCGUCCUACCAAGCGGCACAUGAAAGUGUCUGAGUACGUCGAGCCGGAGAAAUUUGCGCAGUGGCAAGCGACCGCCGAAGAGAUGGGCUUUUUGUACGUGGCGAGUGGCCCGCUCGUCCGCAGCAGCUACCGUGCUGGUGAACUGUUCAUCGAGAAUGUCAUUCGCAAGCGCCGCGGUGUCGGCACACCCGUCGACACCAAGACGGUGCAGGCGUUACGCGGUAGCGACGCGUUUGGUGACCGGCCGUAG
Molecule: messenger RNA, 1182 nt
Organism: Malassezia restricta
Lineage: Eukaryota; Fungi; Basidiomycota; Malasseziomycetes; Malasseziales; Malasseziaceae
Product: lipoyl synthase
Exons: 1
Coding region: 1-1182 (393 amino acids)
Biological process (GO): lipoate biosynthetic process
Cellular component (GO): mitochondrion
Molecular function (GO): 4 iron, 4 sulfur cluster binding; lipoate synthase activity
Source: RefSeq, a predicted model, not a curated record